GGGUUUGAGUUGCUAAAUUGUGCGAUCUGCCGCGGUUGCUGUUUGGAAUAAGGAGCAUGUGGUGCGAUCUGUGCGCUGUGUUUUGCUAAUUUACCUGUUAAUAGUUCGCAUUUAGUGGUUUAUGUUGUUAGUUUAGCACAAGGCUGCUUUAAUUUUAUGCGUAUGAGUUGAAGUAAUUCUCGAGAAUCUGGUGCCUGGCAGUACAGUAGGGAUCUGGAUAUUCAGAAAUGUGCACACGCUCGCCAAUCUUCACCGAUGCGGGUUAUUUCUGGAAGUGAGCACCUCUUGCAUGAUUGUAUGAUAGUUUACAUGUUAGUCAUGGCACAGAACUGUACAUGUCUUGCACUUGGAUUUUGUUUGAAAAAAACAUUCUAAUUCCAGUCGUUACGGUAUGAUGUUCAAGGUCAUCUGAGCUGAUCUGUUGCAUCGGCACAUGGGGUGCUCCACCUCCAACUCGGUAGAGCUAAAUGAUAUGUUUUGCAGCUUAUUCACUAUAAUGGGGGGCCCAUCAAAUGCAUUUUACUGCUUUGCACAUGACUACAGUGCCCAUUUCUUCUGUGUGGCUUCUUUUCUAUGGACAACCACGAUAGCAUUCACUCUUCAUCGCACUGUUGUCAAACACAAAACUGAUGUUGAAGAAUUUGGAUCCAUUUUCCACUUGUAUGUGUGGGGAACUUCACUAGCUACCACUGUGUUACGUUCAAUAGGAAGUGACUAUGGAAGGCCAGGUACCUGGUGCUGGAUCCAGCAGGGAAGCUUGGCAAAGAUCCUACACUUGAUAUCCUUUUAUCUUCCACUUUGGGGUGCCAUUCUUUACAAUGGGUUUACAUACUAUGAAGUAAACCGCAUGCUGAACAAUGCAACACGGAUGGCUGUUGGCAUAAGCGAUCGAUCAAAUCAAUCUGACAUUAGGGCUGACAAGAAGGCAUUUAAUCGGUGGGGUUAUUACCCUCUAAUUUUGAUUGGUUCAUGGGCUUUUGCAACUAUCAAUCGUCUUUAUGACUUUGCCAAUCCAGGCCACAAGAUAUUUUGGCUCUCCUUUCUUGAUGUUGGGUUCGCUGGACUUAUGGGACUUUUUAAUUCCAUUGCUUAUGGGCUGAACUCUUCCGUGCGCAGAGCUAUUUCAGAAAGAAUUGACUUGUUCCUACCUGAGAGAAUUAAAAGGAGCCUCCCAAUAUUGUCAAGAUUGAGAAGUCAACAGGAAAAUGAACUGACUUCUCUUAUUGUGGAGGGUAACUGAUAUGGUAAUGCAAGCAAUACCUAGGAGUUUUCAAGCAUACGAAGUUUGUUAAUACCUUAUGGGUUCUUCAAUCUUAAAGGGAAUACUGCAUCACUGUAGGAGCAGUUGUUUAAGCAUUGACCAUCCGGUAUAUCGCGAGUAGGUUCCACCGUAUCCAUUGUUCAUUGUUUUCAACGCGAGCAGUGUCUUGAAGUUCCAUUGUUUUAGAGUACAUAGGAGGUUAGGAUAUAGAGACACAAUGUAAAUACUCUGAUGUUCAUCUGUAGUCUAUUUUUUUUUCACGAAUACGUAGGAGGACUGUGUAUUAUUGUAUUAAGAGGGAGAAAUAGUUUGAAUACAUACACGACGUGGGGGGACAGACCUGCUUUGCGGCAAUAGAAGCCGCAAAACAAAAUGGAUUACCUGCAAAAUAAA
Phragmites australis (common reed) is the source of this 1654-nucleotide messenger RNA. Its product is annotated as G-protein coupled receptor 1-like. Lineage: Eukaryota; Viridiplantae; Streptophyta; Magnoliopsida; Poales; Poaceae. The transcript has 9 exons. Gene Ontology annotation, cellular component: plasma membrane. The record is from RefSeq and is a predicted model, not a curated record. Gene Ontology annotation, biological process: adenylate cyclase-activating G protein-coupled receptor signaling pathway; cell surface receptor signaling pathway. Gene Ontology annotation, molecular function: G protein-coupled receptor activity. The coding region runs from base 434 to 1240 and encodes 268 amino acids.